Saprolegnia diclina VS20 is the source of this 597-nucleotide messenger RNA. RefSeq lists its product as hypothetical. Gene Ontology annotation, molecular function: FMN binding; oxidoreductase activity. Gene Ontology annotation, cellular component: cytosol. NCBI's taxonomy places the organism in Eukaryota, Oomycota, Saprolegniomycetes, Saprolegniales, Saprolegniaceae. The record is from RefSeq and is a predicted model, not a curated record. The transcript has a single exon. The coding region runs from base 1 to 597 and encodes 198 amino acids.
AUGACCAACCUCACUGUCUCUGUCAUCCUCGGCUCGGUCCGCCCGGGCCGUAUGGGCGUCCGCGCCGGUGCCUAUGUCCAGACCCAGCUCGAAGCCCUUGGUGUCAAGGUCCAUCUCAUUGACCCCGUUGCGCUGGACGUGCCGCUCUUUGGUACGCGCUUCGACUACAUCCCGGAGGCCGACCGGUCGCCGGCGCUUCUCGAGCUCCACGCUAAGUUUACCGAGAGCGAUGCGGUCCUGAUCGUGACGCCCGAGUACAACCACACGUUCUCGCCCGUCAUCUCGUCGCUCCUCAACUACUUUUACCACAACGAGUUUUACUACAAGGUCGCCGGUAUCACAUCCUACACGAUGGGCCCGUACGGCGGCGUCCGCGCCGCCAUCCAACUGCGCCCGUACCUCGGCGAGCUCGGCUUGGUUUCGAUCCCCAAGAUUCUCCCGCUCCCGACCAUCCACGCGCUUCUCGGCGAAGACGGCUCGGUGCAGCACGACGCGGUCGGUGCCGACGCCCUGGAGGCAAUCAGCAGUGGCUACUUUAAGGAGCUUCUCUGGUACGCGGGCGUGCACAAGACGGCCCGCGCCGCCGGCACGCCGUAA